Molecule: messenger RNA, 1146 nt
Organism: Anoplopoma fimbria (sablefish)
Lineage: Eukaryota; Metazoa; Chordata; Actinopteri; Perciformes; Anoplopomatidae
Product: RNA polymerase II-associated factor 1 homolog
Exons: 2
Coding region: 261-1073 (270 amino acids)
Source: RefSeq, a predicted model, not a curated record
GGCGGCAUCAGUGCUGCUGACGUUUGUGGUGGGCUUCAGCACUGGAGCUCUGACCAGGACUCCGGUUCUCAGGUGUCUAGGAGCAAUCACUGCAAGGUUGCGUUCACCAAGGCUACAACAAUGCCGAACUGACACGCCGGAGCAUGGCUCUGAAGUCACCAUGACAACCUUGCCGCCUAUGUGCAACAACCAAGCCUUUACGAUGGCGCAGGCGUGGGGGGGACAAAGACGAUGACUCUGCGAAUUGCGCAACAACGGACAUGACGACUUCACCAGGGACCACACCUCCCCCUGUCAAACCUCAGAGAAGCUUUCGGCAAAAUCGACAGCAGGAGGAGCAGAACACCACGGCCUAUCUGGAAGGAUGUGAUUACAUGAAGGAGGAGGCGGCGGCAGGAGAAAGUCAGAAGGAAAGGAAUAAAGGGUGUGAUAGGGAGGCAAAGGAAGAAAGAGAGUUCAGUGGGUUCUACCUGGAGGAUGGAGGGAGUCGAAGUGAAACAGAUGAGGAAAGGUGCAAUGAGGACGUAGAGGAGAAAGACGGAAGGGAAGAAAAUGAGGAAUGGAGACAGGGGGAAGAGGUGGAGGAGGCAGGUGAUCAAGAUAUUAGUAGCAAAGAGGAUGGAGGGGAGAGGAGAGAAAGUGAGGAGGAUGAGAAGAAAGGGAGAGAUGCGAAGAGGGAGGAAGAGGAGGUAGACGAUGGAGAAAAGAAGACGAGAGAGGAGGAUGGAGAGACAGACGUUAGCAGCGAAGACGACGAGACAGGCAGUGGGAAACAUGAGGACACAAAUGGAACUGGUAUCGCAGGAGGAGGAAGGGGAGACAAUUUGUCCUCCCCGGGCCGCCGUAGCCGCGUCAUCCGUCUGUACCAGUACGACGAGGAAGGCCAGAGAUAUGGUCACCUACCGGACGCCGCACCCGACGAGCAAGGCCCCGCCCCCAAGCUUAAGCAGCGCUCCCUGUCGCUGACACGCCUCAACGCCAUCAUGGCCGCUGCUUCAGCAGGGCCGCUGGACACGAUGGAGACCGGGAGGGGAGAGAGGGAGGAUAGGCCACACUUCCACAUGGAGAUAUAGACCCUUUUACAGCAGACGUCUUCAAAUAUAAAUGUAUGCAAGUGAUAGCAACAGGAAGUGUUUGCCCCAACAU